GCAUCGGUAAGAUGGUAAACCAACUGUCACUCAAUUGCAUUCUGCCAAAAGUUGCGGCAAAGUCAGGCCAGGACGCAAUUUUGCCAUUUGAAAGCCACUUAGAUCCUACCAAAUUUUCGUGGACUACAAAGCUCUUAGUCGUGGUCGCAGGUUUUACAUGCACCUUCAACGGAAACCUGGGUUCAUCGAUGCCAGCCGGUGCUCUUGAUGCAAUAUCAUCGCACUUUGGAGUGACUGAGAAGCUCAAACUUACACUAUUAAACUCACUGUAUAUGGUUGGCUACGUUGUAGGGCCGGUCGUGUUCGGUCCGCUCAGUGAGUGUAUUGGUCGACGAGUUGUGCUUAUGGGGACCUUCCUAGGCUACCUUGUCUUCAUGCUGGCAUGCUCUGUAGCUCCAGUUUAUGAAGUCCUUCUCGUAUUCCGCCUCCUCUGUGGGAUCAAUGCUGCGGCGGCUACCACUGUGAUAAGUGGUCUUUACGCUGACAUUCUGGACGAUCCAUCCCAGCGGGGCUUUGCGCUUGCCAUUUAUAUGACCAUUACCACAACUGGUCCUUUGAUAGGACCCCUGAUCUCGGGUUUCUCGUCUCAGAUUUCAUGGAGAUGGCCUUUCUGGAUUGCGCCCAUGAUCGCCGCCCCAGGCCUACCGAUAGUGCUGUUAUUGCCGGAAACCUUCGCUCCGGUACUUUAUAAUAAACACAUCCGAAGGCGUGUGGCGAGAAACGGUCCUUCGAGUGAAUUUGCAGUGGAAACCCCUCAUGUGUUUGAUGUACACAAGAUCUUCCUGCGACCCUUUACACUCAUGAUGACGGAACCGAUCCUCCUUCUUACGAGCGUUUACUUAGCACUAGCUUAUGCCAUUACGUACUUAAUGUUCCAAGCCUAUCCGAUUUUGUUCCAAGAGUUCUACGGCCUCUCCCCCGGGCUAUCUGGAGUUGCAUACGUGCCGAUGAUACUUGGGGCACUCGUUUCUUUGGGCGUUUUUUAUCUCUUCACAUGGCACUAUGACCAUGCUGCGGCGGCCGGAAAAAGAUGGGCGCAGCGAGAGAUCUAUCGUCGUUUACCCAUGGCAUGUAUUGCUUCCCCUUCUAUGGUCAUAUCUCUUGUCUGGCUUGGCUGGACAUCCUGGCAUAGCGUCUCCCCAAUCGUGCCCGCGAUUGGAGGCUUCUUCUUCACCUUCGGUUAUCAACUCUUAUUCAUGGGAAUGGGGAACUACAUAACCGAUGUUUUUCGCCAAUAUUCAGCAUCUGCACAGGCUGCUUCCAGUAUGACAAGGUCUGCGGGAGCUGUCCUGCUUCCCUUAGCCGCUGGCCCCAUGUAUGCCAAACUUGGUAUUCACUGGGCUCCUUCACUCCUUGGGUUAUUCACACUCAUUAUGGGGAUAAUACCAUUUGCGUUCAUCAGAUAUGGCGAUGCAUUAGCAAAGAGAAGCAAAUAUGCUAGGGAAGUCUACAACAUGACACUGGAUAGUUAG
Molecule: messenger RNA, 1472 nt
Organism: Aaosphaeria arxii CBS 175.79
Lineage: Eukaryota; Fungi; Ascomycota; Dothideomycetes; Pleosporales
Product: MFS general substrate transporter
Exons: 5
Coding region: 12-1472 (486 amino acids)
Biological process (GO): transmembrane transport
Molecular function (GO): transmembrane transporter activity
Source: RefSeq, a predicted model, not a curated record